This is a messenger RNA of Scylla paramamosain (green mud crab), 3315 nucleotides long. RefSeq names its product post-GPI attachment to proteins factor 3-like (gene PGAP3). The transcript has 8 exons. NCBI's taxonomy places the organism in Eukaryota, Metazoa, Arthropoda, Malacostraca, Decapoda, Portunidae. Bases 560 to 1525 code for a protein of 321 amino acids. Gene Ontology annotation, biological process: GPI anchor biosynthetic process. Gene Ontology annotation, cellular component: endoplasmic reticulum membrane. Gene Ontology annotation, molecular function: hydrolase activity, acting on ester bonds. The record is from RefSeq and is a predicted model, not a curated record.
AUAUACUCGUUGGAAAAUGUCAUUAAGGAUUUUUACCACCUAUGUUCAUCUUAUCAUAAUCGUAGCCGAACUUAAGAACUGAGUGAAAGGUACUCCAUGUGUGAGCAUGCUAUGCCAGUGUGCGGUGUGUGGGCGGACUUAAAGUGCCGUUUCGUGUCUCGAGCGUGUCUGUAGUGCCCCUUUCUUCUUUUCAUACAAUAAACGUGUGUCUCGUUAACCCACGCGUGUUAUUACCACCGUGAAACUUGGUCGCCUGAGUCUUGUGGCUGCAUAGGGCUCGCGUCUUCACCACCACCACCACUCGUAAUUCUCAGUGUUCAGGUUACGCCGGCCCCCUCUGCCUGCUGAUGUAGACACAACAGACGGCUGAUGCCACAAUCGGGAUCACGAGAGCUCGUUACUGCUACUGAUCUCCCUAAAUCAUGCAUAUGUUUAAAACAUCAAGAACAGUAAAGGUGAAUGAAGUAUAAUUUAUUACGGCUCGGCGAAGUGGUCACAGCGGUGCAGAGUUUGACAUGAGCUGAGAGGGAACAGGGAAGCCUCUCAAGCCCCACCAGUGAUGAAGGUCCUGACUGUGAGUGGCGUGUUACUUUUGAUCACCUCAUCACUGGCGUCCAGGGGAGACAAUUCCAAUGAGUACAAUGGCUGCUACCAUAUUUGUCACUUCAACAACUGCACCUCAAAUAUGGGUAUUGCAACUUACAAAUCAUCACAGAGUCUAAGUGAAAGAAUACUUCAGUGGAAUUGUGAUGAUGAGUGCAAAUACUACUGCAUGUGGCGCACCACACAAAUAUUCAUGGACAAGGGCUUGGAUGUGCCCCAAUUUUUUGGCAAGUGGCCCUUUGCACGGGUGUGGGGAAUGCAAGAACCAGCAUCGGUUUUCUUCUCUGUCCUGAAUCUGUUGGCUCAUGCUAUCAACCUUCAUUGGUUCAGGAAAACGGUUCCAUCAGUUGCUCCACUGUACAAGAUGUGGAUUUUUCAUGCUGUGAUAUGCAUCAAUGCUUGGGUGUGGUCAGUUGUGUUUCAUGCCCGAGAUACUCCAUGGACAGAACGUCUUGACUAUUUUUGUGCUUUCUCCAUGGUUCUCUUCUCCCUGUUUGGCCUCAUUGUCAGGUUACUUGGUCCUCGUCGAGCAAUCUUAAGGGAUAUUGUUGCUGCAGGUGGAGUUUUCUUCUUCACUUACCAUGUUUGGUAUUUAAGUAAAGGAAGAUUUGAUUAUGGAUACAAUAUGAAAGUCAAUUUAUUAGUAGGUGUAUUAAAUGGCUUUGGAUGGGUUGGAUGGUCUCUGCCACGAAUGAAAAGCAGACCAUAUGUCCAAUGGUGCAUCUACACAGUAGUAUUUGCAAUGGCAUCCAUGCUGCUGGAGCUUUGGGAUUUUCCUCCAUUAUUGUGGACAUUUGAUGCUCAUGCACUGUGGCACUUUGUUACUGCACCUCUUCCUUUCAUGUGGUACAGAUUUUUGGAGAGCGAUUGUUUGUAUUUGCUACAAAGAUCAUCUGGCCCAGCUUAUAAGAAGAAAAUAUAGAAUAUUUAUUUGUGGAAUAAAUUUAUGUUCACAUGGUAAGUCUGAAGAUGAGAAACUGGUAAGAAAGAAAUGUUAUCUUGUUGGUAUUUCAGUAUUCUAUUAACAACUUUUCAUUGUUGUAUUUAUACAAGUAUAUGUACAUGUUCCCAAGGAACAAUAAGGUUGUUUGCAUGACUAAAAGUUUAUUUACUAAUAUGUUAGAUUUACUGAAUUUUUGUUUUUGAGCACAUUGAUUUGUUAACUAAAUCAGUAUAUUUCCAGUACAAUAUUAAUGAAGUUAAAAAUUAUGAAAUUUUACUUAAGAAUCUAGAAUAGAUUUUUCCAUAUUUCCUUCAUGUUUUCAAAGCUAAAUAAAACUGAACUAUCAUAGGGCUGACAAUUAUUGCAGGGAAUAUAGUUAGUAUACAUAAAAAAAAUAAAUAAAUAAAAAAAAUAAUAAUAAAUAAAUAAAUAAAAUAAAAUAAAAUAAAUAAAAAAAUAAAAAAACUUUUAAGGCUCAUACUGUAAUACAUGUUUCAGUAUACAAUAGGGUAUGUGACAAUGCACGGUCAAUAUAAUGUACAACUGCAAUAACACUAAAAUUUUGAUAAAUAUUUCAUUGGAAUAACAAACCAAAACUGGCAUAAUGAACUUGCCACUCAUGCGAGCACUUAAAUUUUAAUAAAUAUUUAAUUGGAAUAAUUAACCAAAAUUGGCAAGAUGAACUUGCCAUUCAUGUGAGCACUGAAAUUUUAAUAAAAAUUUAAUCACUCACAAGCUGUGUGAGCUGCUUCUCAUCUAUCUGGCACCUGUCCCUUCUUCCCUAUUUUCCUUUCCUCUCCCUUCUUUUGUCUUACCUCAAACCUCUCUCCUUGUUAUCUGUUGGAGAUAAGGGACUAGGGAGUGAUACCUCUCUCUCUCUCUCUCUCUCUCUCUCUCUCUCUCUCUCUCUCUCUCUCUCUCUCUCUCUCUCUCUCUCUCUCUCUCUCUCUCUCAUUUAUGUUUUGUUCUUUCUCACUCAUAUAUGUAAUUCCAUUUUCAUUCUUAAUCAGUCUCAUUCUAUUUAGCAAUCCUUAGGAUUAUUCCUACUUUGAGAGAGAGAGAGAGAGAGAGAGACUCCAAACUUAUGGGGGUUUAUUGUAUGUACACACGUGAUGAUGACAGUGGAUAUAUGUGGCUUAUACUCGUUAAAUCAGCGCAAAGCUUGGGGUGGUAAUGCACGAAACUCAGGAUGGUAAGAAUUUAGGACUAGGUAUAAAAUUUGGGAGGGUACUGUAUACAUUUGUUGUGUAAUCUCGAAUGCAUAAGUGCAAAUAUGCUCAUUUUGAUGUAUUUUUUUAAAUUGUGGAAUCUAUAUAAUUUUCUGGUUCCCUGGAACCCAUUAAUUUUUUCCCAUAGGAGUCCCCAUAACACUACAUUGGAAUUAAUCAUUAUCCUUGUCGCAUACCCUACUAUACUUGAAUGUGUUCUGAUUUUUGAAUGAGUGAAGGUGCUCUCUCUGCUUUGAAUUCACACUUUUCCUCACUGAUUUUUUAGCUCCUAUUCCACAAAUUACUAAGUGCCCAAACCAAAAAGACUACCAAACCAAAAAAAUUAAUGUCCUCAAAACAUGCCAUUGCUUUCUUUUUGUGUGUGAUCUAAAUAACUCGGUCAGGUUUGUGGAUAUCUUCACUUUUUUGGUUAGAAUAAUGUUAAACAGCCUUCAAAUCUGGCAACCCUCUCUAUUCAUUACCUCAUGUGGGAUUUAUACUGCCUAUAUAUCUUGUACCACCAGUGAAAUUGAUAUAUUUGUAAAUAAACUUGUUAGUUUU